Messenger RNA from Gastrolobium bilobum, 1875 nucleotides. RefSeq names its product probable methyltransferase PMT16. The record is from RefSeq and is a predicted model, not a curated record. Lineage: Eukaryota; Viridiplantae; Streptophyta; Magnoliopsida; Fabales; Fabaceae. Gene Ontology annotation, molecular function: methyltransferase activity. The coding region runs from base 1 to 1875 and encodes 624 amino acids. Gene Ontology annotation, cellular component: endosome; trans-Golgi network; cytoplasm. The transcript is spliced from 6 exons.
AUGCCCGGUGGUGGUGAUUCAACUUCUUCACGCUUCAAACCCGCCAACUCAUCGUUCAUCAGAAAAACCCAUCUUUUUCUCUUCGUCGUCGUGCUCUGCAUCGUCUCCUACCUCAUCGGCGCUUAUCAACAACGUCCACGCUUCAAUUAUCUCUCCACCACCACCACCAAACCCAUCAUCAUACCCACAGCACAAUGCAACCAAAAGGCCACCACACUCGACUUCCAAUCACACCACAACGCCACCCACAUCUCCGCCACACUCACGUCCAGAACAUUCCCUCAGUGUAGCGCCAACUACACCGAGUACACGCCGUGCGAGGACCCCACAAGGUCGCUGAGGUACAAGCGGAGCAGGAUGAUAUACAGGGAGAGGCACUGCCCGGAGAACGGCGAGGAGCUGAGGUGCAGGGUGCCGCCGCCUUAUGGGUAUCGGAACCCCUUCCCUUGGCCGGCCAGCAGGAACGUCGCAUGGUACGCUAACGUGCCCCACCGGGAGCUGACGGUUGAGAAGGCGGUGCAGAAUUGGAUCCGUUACAACGGCGAUCGGUUUAUUUUCCCCGGCGGCGGAACCAUGUUCCCCAAUGGUGCCGACGCUUACAUUGAUGAUAUCGGAAAGUUGAUCAAUCUCAAAGAUGGCUCCAUUAGGACAGCACUUGACACUGGUUGUGGGGUUGCUAGUUGGGGAGCGUAUCUUCUAUCCCGAGACAUCCUAACAAUGUCGAUUGCACCAAGGGAUACCCACGAAGCACAAGUUCAGUUUGCUCUUGAGCGAGGAGUUCCUGCAUUGAUUGGAGUCCUAGCCUCCAAGAGGCUACCUUUCCCUUCCAGAGCUUUUGACAUGGCCCACUGCUCUCGCUGCCUCAUCCCAUGGCCUGAAUAUGAUGGAAUUUUUCUGAACGAAGUUGAUCGAGUUCUACGUCCCGGUGGGUAUUGGAUUCUAUCUGGGCCACCAAUCAACUGGAAGAAAUACUGGAAAGGUUGGCAAAGGACAAAGGAGGAUUUGAACGAAGAGCAGACCAAAAUUGAAAACUUAGCCAAAAGCCUUUGCUGGAAUAAGCUAGUGGAGAAGGAUGAUAUUGCUAUUUGGCAGAAACCAAAAAACCAUUUAGAUUGCAAGGCCAAUCGUAAGCUCACCCAAGACCGGCCUUUUUGCAAUGCACAGAAUGAUCCUGACAAGGCCUGGUAUACCGAUUUGCAGGCAUGUUUGAGUCCUGUGCCUGAAGUGUCUAACAAAGAAGAAACCUCAGGUCGGGUAUUGGACAAUUGGCCUGGCAGACUAAAAUCCAUCCCUCCAAGGAUUUAUUUGGGUACCAUAGAAGGGGUUACUCCUGAAGCUUAUUCAAAUGACAAUGAGCUGUGGAAGAAAAGGGUAUCGUAUUAUAAGACAGUUAACAAUCAACUAGGAAAAUCUGGGAGAUACCGCAACCUCUUGGACAUGAAUGCCUACUUGGGUGGAUUUGCCGCUGCACUAAUUGAGGAUCCUGUUUGGGUCAUGAAUGUGGUUCCAGUUCAGGCUGAGGUCAACACACUUGGAGCAAUAUAUGAACGAGGAUUGAUUGGAACAUAUCAUGACUGGUGUGAAGCGAUGUCUACUUAUCCUAGAACUUAUGAUCUAAUUCAUGCUGAUUCAGUCUUCAGCCUUUACAGUGACAGAUGUGAAUUGGAAGACAUUCUGCUAGAAAUGGAUAGGAUUCUUAGACCUGAAGGAACUAUAAUCAUCCGAGAUGAUGUUGAUAUAUUGUUGAAAGUAAAGAGCAUUGUCAAUGGAUUGGACUGGGAUAGUCUAAUUGUAGACCAUGAAGAUGGACCUCUUGAAAGGGAGAAACUUCUAUUUGUUGUGAAGAAGUAUUGGACUGCUCCUGCUUCUUCCUAG